This is a messenger RNA of Talpa occidentalis (Iberian mole), 1394 nucleotides long. RefSeq names its product epoxide hydrolase 4 (gene EPHX4). The record is from RefSeq and is a predicted model, not a curated record. The transcript has 7 exons. Bases 32 to 1120 code for a protein of 362 amino acids. Lineage: Eukaryota; Metazoa; Chordata; Mammalia; Eulipotyphla; Talpidae. Gene Ontology annotation, molecular function: hydrolase activity.
GCAAGGGCAGCGGGCCUGGCGCGGCCGCCGGAUGGCGCGGCUCGGGGACUGCCUGCCCCGCCUGGCGCGCGCGGUGCGCGCCCUGCUCUUCUGGUGCCUGGUCUACUGCUACUGCGGGCUCUGCGCCGCCGGCUACCUGCUCAAACUUUUGUGGAGCAUCGGCAGGGCGCCCGCGCAGACCUUCCGGCGGGUCGCCCGGGAACAGCCCCCCGCCUGCCUGAACGACCCCUCUUUGGGCACCCACUGCUACGUGCGGAUCAAGGAUUCAGGACUAAGAUUUCACUAUGUUGCUGCUGGAGAAAGAGGCAAACCACUUAUGCUGCUGCUUCAUGGAUUUCCAGAAUUCUGGUAUUCUUGGCGUCACCAACUAAGGGAAUUUAAAAGUGAAUAUCGAGUUGUAGCUCUGGAUUUGAGAGGUUAUGGAGAAACAGAUGCUCCCACUCAUCGAGAGAAUUAUAAAUUGGACUGCCUAAUUACAGAUAUAAAGGAUAUUUUGGACUCUUUAGGAUAUAGCAAAUGUGUUCUUAUUGGUCAUGACUGGGGGGGCAUGAUUGCUUGGCUUGUUGCCAUCUGUUAUCCUGAAAUGGUGAUGAAGCUUAUUGCUGUUAACUUCCCUCAUCCAAACGUAUUUACAGAAUAUAUCUUACGACACCCCACCCAGCUGCUCAAAUCCAGUUAUUACUACUUCUUCCAGCUACCAUGGUUCCCAGAAUUUAUGUUCUCAAUAAAUGAUUUCAAGGCUUUGAAGCAUCUGUUUACCAGUGACAGCACUGGUAUUGGAAGAAAAGGAUGUCGAUUAACAACAGAAGAUCUUGAAGCUUAUAUUUAUGUCUUUUCUCAGCCUGGAGCAUUAAGUGGUCCAAUUAACCAUUACCGUAAUGUCUUCAGCUGCCUGCCUCUCAAACAUCACGUGGUGACCACUCCAACACUUCUCCUGUGGGGCGAGAAAGACGCAUUUAUGGAUGUUGAGAUGGCUGAAGUCACAAAGAUUUAUGUUAAAAACUAUUUCAGGCUAACUAUUUUGUCAGAAACCAGUCAUUGGCUUCAGCAAGAACAACCUGACAUAGUGAACAAAUUGAUAUGGACAUUUCUAAAAGAAGAAACAAGAAGAAGAGAUUGACUUUUCUGUAUCUUCUCUGUGGGUUCUGUAAUGAAAUCUCUAAAUAAUUUUUAAAUUGUUAAUUAUUGUUAAUAUUGCCCAUCAAUUUCUUUAAGCAUUAUUAAGGGGGAAAAAAAACUGUUUCAGUAUGCUUUCUCAUAAAUAAAUGUCCUGACAAAUGCUAUUGCAAAAGAAAUCUGAGAAUGUGUGACCAUGUGACGUAAUAUUGAUUUUCUUCUGUUAUAUUUUGCACAGAAAAGCAUCUGCCUUAAAAUGUAUACACUUCUACAAAAAG